AUGAAUCCAGAAAAGAAGGACGUCGACGUCGAGUCGGAGGGCGAUAAGCUCAAAGAUGAUGAUCGUACUGGACGCUCCACGAAGAUCACCUUCGAGCAGGGCUCCACCGCAGAGGGAGCUCGGUCGAUCUAUCAGCCGACUCAGGUCACUCGGCCUCGCUCACUGAGCCGUGAUACCAUUCGCAGCACCAGAAGCAGUAUGCAGGGAAAUGCUGAACUGCCAAUUGAGUUCCGAACCCUUGCCAUUCAGAUUUCCGAAUCCCAGAACGCCCCCAAGGAGGCCAUUGUCGACCCACCAAAGGAGAAGCAGCCCCACCAAGACUACUUCGAGAGCUUGGACUACCACAUCAUCUCCACCGACAAGCUAUGUCAAGAGUUCAAUGUUGAUCAGCGUACUGGUCUGAGCUCGUCCGCUGCAGCCGUACGUUUGCAGCGAGAUGGCAAAAAUGUCAUCGCCCACCACAAGGAGAAUUACCUCAAGAAGAUCUUCUGGUAUGUCUUUGGUGGAUUCUGUUCGGUUCUUUGGGUUGGAGUCGUCAUCUUCUUCAUUUGCUGGAAGCCCCUCAGUGACCCCCCCUCGCCUCAAAACCUUGCCAUGGCUGUCCUCAUUCUCAUCGUCAUUGCUUUGCAAGCAAGCUUCUCAGCUUUCCAAGAUUGGUCCACUGCGCGUGUCAUGAACUCCAUCCUAGAUCUUCUCCCCGCAGAAGCCAUGGUGAUGCGUGAUGGGAAACUCAUUCACCUCCCUGCCUCGGAUCUGGUUGCUGGUGACAUCGUUCAGAUUGCAAUUGGAAACAAGGUCCCAGCCGACAUGCGUCUCUUGACCAGCUCGGGCGAUGUUCGCUUCGAUCGUGCUAUUCUAACAGGUGAGUCGGACGAGAUUGAAGGUGCCAUUGAUUGCACCGAGAACAACUUUUUGGAGACUCGCAACAUUGCCCUCAUGGGAACCGGUGUCACUAAUGGCAAUGCUGUUGGCGUUGUCGUUCUGACCGGCUCCAACACCGUUAUGGGCCGUAUUGCGUCCAUGACAGCUGGAGUCAAGCAAAAGAAAACCUUGAUUCAACGUGAGAUCAAUCGCUUCGUCACAAUUAUUGUCGUUCUUACAGUCUUCUUGGCUUUGCUCAUUCUAUUCACCUGGCUGGGAUGGCUGCACAAGGAUCACCCUAGUUACAUGAGUGUUGUGGCCAUGCUGAACAAUGUCAUGGGAUGUAUUGUUGCCUUCAUUCCCGAAGGUGUGCCUGUCGCCGUCGCCUUGACCCUCAUGAUGAUUGCCAAGCGGAUGAAGAAGACCAACAUUUUGCCCAAGGGACUGGCAACCGUGGAGACUCUGGGCUGUGUGAAUGUACUCUGCUCUGAUAAGACCGGCACUCUCACCCAAAACCGUAUGUUUGUCAAGUCACUCGGAAUGGUCGACUGGGAAUAUAGCCUCGACGAUUUAACUCCUGGAGAGUUCGGAGCUGUUGAUCUUCCCGAAGGCCUACGAAAUAUGCUCCGAGCAUCUGUUUUGUGCAAUGAUGCUGUCUUCGACCCAACUACGAUCAAUCUACCCGUUCAUGAGCGUACUGUCAAUGGCAAUGCUACUGAUGCUGCAGUUUUGAGAUUUGGUGACAGUGUUGGAUUGACCAACCCGACUGCCCUGGCUCCAUAUGAACGUGUGCACCAGAUCCCCUUCAACUCGAAGAACAAGUGGAUGCUUACCCUGCACCGUGAUCCCAAAUCUACCAAGGAGUUCAUUAUCUACGUUAAGGGAGCACCAGAUGUGCUCUUGGAUCGUUGCGCUACCUACUGGUCUGCUACUCACGAUGCGAUCCGUCCACUAGAUACCACAGCGCGCGAAAAAUUCUCGAAUUACCAGGCCAAGCUAUCACGCCGCGCAGAGCGCGUCAUUGUCAUCUGCCAACGUCGCUACAUCCCACAGUCUGCCCCUGGAUCAAAUGAUUUCACCAAUGAGAUGAUCGAGAACGGUGUACAGGAUCUCACAGUCCUCGGCAUCUUCGGUAUUGUCGAUCCCCCACGCCCCGAGACGGCCUCAACUGUUGCAGCUUGCCGCAGGGCCGGUAUCCGUUUCUUCAUGGUUACCGGUGACUUCGGAUUGACCGCGGCUGCCAUCGCUCAAGAGAUUGGAAUCUAUGACGGAGAAGCCGUGCCUGAUACCAUCGAUGAUCUCAAGGAUGGCCUGGAUCCAACAAUGGAAACCAAAGUCCCCCGUUCACGACACAGCCUACUUCUCGAAGGACCUAGCCUGUCAUCGCUGGGUACGGACGACUGGGAAACAGUCUGCGGCUACGAAGAGAUUGUUUUCGCUCGCACCACCCCUGAGCAGAAACUCCGCAUUGUGUCAGAACUCCAGGCUCGUGGCUACGUCGUUGCUGUGACAGGUGAUGGUGUCAAUGAUGCUCCAGCUCUUCGUGCAGCAGAUGUCGGUAUAGCAGUCGGAUCUGGCAGUGAUGUUGCCAUUGAGGCAGCUGAUCUCGUACUCUUGGACAAGUUCGACUCUAUCAUUGAGGCUAUUCGUCUUGGUCGCUUGGUCUUCCAGAAUCUGCAGAAGGUUAUCGCCUACCUACUCCCAGCAGGUAGUUGGUCCGAAAUCUGGCCCGUCAUCAUGAACGUCUUCUUCGGCUGCCCUGCUCCCCUCAGUACCUUCCUCAUGAUCAUUGUCUGUGUGUUCACCGAUCUGUUCGUUUCUCUCGCCCUCAUCAUGGAGAAAGAAGAGUUCGACCUCCUCAGCCUGCCCCCUCGCCGUCCCACCAAGGACCACCUCAUCAACCUCCGCAUCUACGGCCAGUCGUACCUGUUCGUCGGUGUGAUGGAAACCUUCAGUGCCCACGCCAUGUUCUUCUUCUACAUGUGGCGCCACGCCGGUAUCUCCUUCUCCGACCUCAUCUUCGCGUUCGAGAGCUACGGCGAGGGCUUCCACGGAUACACCGCAGACGAGCUGAAUCACUUUGUCGCCGUCGGCCAGUCUGUCUACUUCGUGACCCUGGUCAUCAUGCAAUGGGGCAAUGUCUUGUCAGUCCGCAGCAAGCGCAUGUCCCUUCUUCAGGCCGAUCCCAUCCGUCCAGCCCGUCGCAACGUGUGGCUUCCUCUGUCCAUCAUCAUUUCCCUGAUCAUCGCCAUCUUCGUCACUGAAGUCCCCGGCAUCCAGAGCAUCUUCGGUACCGCCUCAGUCCCCAUCAUGUUCUGGUGCAUCCCACUUGGUCUUGGAAUGGGUGUCCUUUGUAUGGAUGAACUGCGCAAGCUGCUUGUCCGAGCCUUCCCCAAGGGCCCUAUUGCCCGGAUCUCGUGGUAA
This is a messenger RNA of Penicillium griseofulvum, 3285 nucleotides long. RefSeq names its product cation-translocating P-type ATPase. Gene Ontology annotation, biological process: intracellular sodium ion homeostasis; intracellular potassium ion homeostasis; proton transmembrane transport. The coding region runs from base 1 to 3285 and encodes 1094 amino acids. The record is from RefSeq and is a predicted model, not a curated record. Gene Ontology annotation, cellular component: membrane. NCBI's taxonomy places the organism in Eukaryota, Fungi, Ascomycota, Eurotiomycetes, Eurotiales, Aspergillaceae. Gene Ontology annotation, molecular function: ATP binding; ATP hydrolysis activity; P-type sodium:potassium-exchanging transporter activity. The transcript has a single exon.